GACAAACUUAAAACUGCUUAAAACUAGAAGAAGGAACUUACUGACAGACUGAAAAAGUACGGAUAAUAGCAUCAUCUCCUCAUAAUAGCAAGCUAAGAAAACAAAAUUCAAAUCGAGCAAAUUUUUUAUAUUGAAGUGAACUUGUAUUGUAAAUUUAAUUAAAUUACUCAACGAAACGAUUGAAUUUUUUACUAUAGUAUAGUUAAACCUCGAGAAUUUAUCGUGUACUAGCCGUAAAUUGUUAAGUGAUAAAGACAUUUCGUAGUUAAGAUAAGAAAAAAUAACAUUUAGUGAAUAAACUUGAUCGCAACUAGCAAAAAAAUAAAAUAAAAUUCUGGAAGUUAUAAAAUUGUUAAUGAAAGUUGAUUAAUUAUUUUAUCAGUAUUAUUUGUUUGUAUAACGUUUAAACUUAUCAAAAUGAAUCUGGAUGCUGAGUAUGGAGAAUAUCGUGAAUAUAUAGAGGAAUUUGCAAAAACAAUUGAUCCCCAUGAUCAAUUGCCUCUGCGAGUCUCCGGUUAUUGUCUUCGGGAUUAUGAGAUACAUGGAGAAAUUAUCGAAUGGCUGUUGAUCUAUUUAGGAAGAUCUUGUCCAACUACAUUACGAAUAUAUUUGAUACAGACAGCCUUGAAGAAAAUCCUUGAGAAAGUUCAAGAUGCACCCGAAGAUUGUGGAUAUGAUAGUAAAAGAGACAUAUAUCAGCCCCUUAAACUCGUUAGAGUUGUUGUUGCCGUAGUUAAUAGUCUUAUAUUUGAUUUACAAGAUAAUGCUAAGCUAUAUGAAGUUCCUUUGCCGCCCACAUCCCCAAAUGCCUCUGAAUUAACGAAAUUAAAGCAACCCCCAAAAAUAUCUGUUGAUGCAAUUAAAAAUACACGCAGAACAAUGGAGGAUAAGCAUGUUAUUAUUGACGAUUUUAAUGGAUAUUUUAACACUCAGGAUACUGAACCCACAUUUUACUAUGGAAUUUUUGACGGACAUUCAGGCAGUGAUGCCGCGACUUAUGCAAAUUCACAUUUAAACUAUAAUAUUUCUGUUCAUCCAAGCUAUCCAUCAGACAUUAAAAAAGCAAUGAGCGCUGCUUUUUUAGUCACCGAUAUAGAGUUUCUUAAAAAGGCUAAUGCCGAGAAUUUAAAUUCUGGUACGACCGCAUUGUGUGCAAUUUAUAGGAAAAUACAAAAAAAACUUUACAUUGGAUGGUGUGGCGAUUCGCAAGCCUUAAUUGCUCGAUUAGGCAAUGUUCAUCAGAUCGUUCGAAAGCAUUCACCAGAAGAUGCACAAGAAAGAAAACGAAUUGAGGAUUUGGGUGGUGUUGUUCUUUAUUGGAGCAAUUCAUAUCGUGUUAAUGGCUCACUGGCUGUCUCAAGAGCAAUUGGUGAUGCUAUGCAUAAACCGUUCGUAAGUGCUGAGCCAGAAAUUGCUGUCCUUGACUUGGACGGCGAAGAAGAUUUCUUUGUUAUGGGAUGCGACGGUUUAUGGGAUUCUUUAACUGAAGAUGACAUUGCACUGACUGUUUAUAAGCGUCUCAAGGAAAAUCCAAACAGUUACAGUACUAUUGCAUCAGAAUUGUGUUCACUUGCCAAAUCAGAGGGAUCACGAGACAAUAUAUCAGUUAUUGUUGUCUACUUAAAAGAACCCGAACUUAUAGCAACUCAAAGCUGGCCAUCAGAAAUAGCACAGAAUAAAGAAAUAAUGGCGGACAUAUUCAACCCAGAACCACAACCACCAAAAGAAACUCUUGGAAAUUCGGAUAUCAUGAAUAAUCCUUUUGGUGAAGACAUCUUCAUGGGUAAAAGCACAGAAAUUACUGAUCUAGUUAUGCAUCCGAAUCAAUUCGAGAACACAAUGACAAAUGAUCUCAACACCAUUAACAAUAACUUGAUCAAUAAUGGAACACAUGAUGAAGAUAAUUUCAUGCAAGUCGAAAAUACACAAAGCUUCCAACCGCAGACAGAAUGCAACAAUCCGUUUACAUUGAAUGAUGAUAACAAUAACAGUAAUAAUAAUUUUAAUAAUUCAGACCUGGGACCAGAAACGAAUGUCGAUCCAGAUGAUGACUUAUCUCAAAAUGAGGAAAUAGGUGAAGCCGCUGGCGGUGAAAAAGAAAAGAUUCAAACAGAACCUAAGGAAACUGAUGAUAUUUUUGAUCAAGUGCCAAUUAGCUGCACUGGUAUCGAUGAUUUUACUGGUACAUGUGAAGAUUUUACUGGUGCAUGUGAGAAUGAUCCACAUCAAGAUGAGCCAACAGAUAAAAUUGAUACUUCUGAACAAGCUGAAAAAGAAUCGAUGGAAAGCCAUCAACAUAUUGAACAGCAAGAUUCAACUGAUGCAGGCUUGGAUGAAAGGAAACUGAUUAAAAGCAACAAUGAACAAAUCGAACAAAUUAUGGUUGCAAUGAACGAGUGCACAUCAUGUGAAAAUGAUGAUGAAGAUUUAACAUGUGAGGAACAAUUCGAAAAGCUCCAACAGCUCCAACAACAAUAUAUUCAACUUCCACUUGAAAACAUCACUGAAAAUGACCAGCUCGAGUCAGAAGAAGUUGAUCGUGAUGAAUCUAUGCAAUCACCUUUUGAAGAUGAAUCGAUUUGUGCCAAUGAAGUAAACGAGGAAGUUGCCAUUCAACAACAAGAACAACCAUUAAUGACAGACCUUGAAACAAUUGAAACUGCGCAAGAAGUAGUAGAAAGUGACAGCUCAGACGACGAGUGGAAUUACCGAAAAGUCGAGGAUAACAAAGAAGUUGAUUCUAUACAAACCGUAGAGGAACAUACUGAAUUUUCGCAACAAGAACAAGAAUUCGUUGAGUCAUCGAUUGUUGAACAAGAAGAGAAAUUAGUCGAGGACGAAGAAAAAACUGCUCCGAUUGAAGUUACCGACCAUAUCGAACAGCUAGAAGAAAAUCUGGCUGAGAGUGAUAAUAAGUAUAUUGAGGAACAACAACAAGUUGAAAAAGAAGUAGAAGUAGAGCAGAAUCAACAAGAAAUUGUUGAAGAAAUUUGUAAGCAAGAGUUUGUUCAAGAUCAAGAGCAGUUGGUUGAGUCAUCGAUUGAAAUUGAGACUGAUAAGGACAUUUUAGAAGCAAAGAUUGAGCCUGUCGAAGAAGAAAGGCACGUUUUGGACGAUAUUGAGAAAGACUUGCAACUUGAAGUGGACAGUGAGGAUACUAAUGAUAUGGAUUCUCAACUAAAUCCGGAAGCAAAAGAAUUCGUUCCAUUGUCACCAGUAAGGAAUGAGUUUUCAUCACCGCCUCCUGAAAAUAUCCGAAGUCCAUUUAUUAAUCAGAUUUUAAGUGGGCUUGGCGACGCAGUUGUGUCUCAAUCACCAAGAAAAUGCGAUAUUCCAGUCAUGGAAGAUGUUCAAAUUCCCGAAGAAAAUGUCUUUGACCAAGAAGCUGACGAACGUGCGCACGAAAUCAAUUUAAUGGGUGAUAAUUUCCAACGUAUUGAAUCGCCUCAAGAAGAAUUGAAUUUGAAAGAGGCAAUGCAAACCGAUGAUAAGCUUGAACAAGGCUAUAAAGAUGAUUCACAAGUUUUCUUUGAAGAAGAAAAGAUUCCAACUGGCGACGAAUAUAAAGAAUUGGAAUCAUCAUUCGAUCAAUACAGCAAUGGUUUCCAAAGUAAAAUUGAUGAUGCUAUGAAUCGUUCAUUCUACGAAGGUCGUGACAAUGACAUUCUCGCUGAUCCAGCUAAGAGUAUUUUAAAUACAACACAACCGUUAUCGGAUGACGAGGAUUCUCAAGCUAAUAAAAAACAAGAAAAAGAAGAAAUUGUCAUAGAAAAUAAUAUCGUAGAGCAAGAACAACCAAACCAAGUUGUAGAUGAAGAAAUUGAUUUCUUGGGCAGCAGUCUUGAACCAGUGAAGGAACAAAUAAAUAUAGUCGAUCAAUUCGAGACAUUAUUAAUGGAAAAGGAACCUAUUUCACAAAUGGAAUCAUCCGAUAACUUUGAAGCUGAAAAGUUUGUUGAAGAGAUUAAAGGCAUUAAUGAGAAUUUCAAUAAAUACGUUGAUACAGAAUUAUCACCAACAAUUCCAGAAGCUGUUUCGAAUGUGAUUCAAACUGUUGAAGAGACAAUCUUUGCUACACAUACAUCAAUGAAGCCAAUUGAAGAAACUAUUCUCGAUACAUUUAUUACUGAAACAUCACAAGUAUCAAAUUUAGAAUUCAUUACAGAACAUAAACAAUUUAUUGAUGAGGAAUUGGAAAUUCAACAAGAAGUUCAGCAAGAUAUUCAACCAGAAAUUGAGAUCAAAGAAAACAUUCCUGAAGUGAUCGAACAAGUCCAACAAGAAGAAUUAAUUCCAACAAUGGAAGCACCAGCUCAUGAAGUCAGUCCACCACCAGUCGAAUCGCCUGUCCAAGAGCCUAUUGUUGAAGAAAAGCCACUUGAAAUUGUCUCAGAAACAAUUCAAGAGCCAGAAAAAGUCGUUGAACAACCACAAGAAGAUGCCAAAAUUGAAUCGAAAGUUGAAGAGAUUGUUGCUGCUGCCUCUGUCGGAAUCGCCGCAGCUGCUAUUGGAACCGCUGCAAUUGUUUCAAAGAAACCAUCAACAAAUUCCAUUAAAAAACCAGAUGCAAAGAAAGUAACUGAUAUUAAAGCUAAAAUUCCUUCAAAACCCGCUGAAAUCAAGAAAACAACAGAUCUUAAACCAAAAACGGCUACCACAAAGCCAAGUCCAACGACUGCAAAACCACCAAUAAGCAAACCUGCUCCUGCAAGACCAACAUCGUCUCUUACUGCCGCAGCUCGACCAAAAUCAGCAUCAACACUUCCUCCAGUCGCUAAAAAACUAACGCCAACAUCUACAUCUACUCCAAAACCAAUGGAAGCUAAACCAAAAGCAGAUGCCCCAAAACCGGCUCGACCAGCAUCUACAUUAACUAAACGACCAACGACUUCGAGUGCAUCGGCAACAAAGCCAGCACCAGCAAAACCAAUAACAGAAGUUAAACCAAAAGUAAAUGGAACAACUGAGCGAAAGCCUUUAUCGUCGGCUCUAACAACAAGAGCCCCAAUAAAACCAACAAGUUUAACAGUGAAAUCUGCUUCCGCUACAACUGCAAAAUCGCCGUCAGCUACACGACCAGCGGCUAGACUUUCAUUAUCGUCCGUUGAAAAAUCAGCAAGCUCUCCAUUAAAAGAAAAAUCUUUAAACAAGUCAUUAUCGGGACCAGCAACCGCAAAAUCUCCAAGACCAAUUACCAGUACUUCCACAACAAAGACAGCAGUAAAGACAGAUCUAAAAUCUCCAUCGGCUCCAAGACCAGCCGUUGGUGUAGUAGGAAUAAAGAAACCAUUGACAACAGUCAAGAAAGUAUCUCCUACAACAGAAAAGACAUCCACAAUUACGUCUAUAACAAAAAAACCAGCGGCAAAACCGUCAUCAACAGCUGUGAAGAAGACAACAACAACUACAACAACGGUCAUAAAGAAAAAGGUUGUUAAUGGAGAUAUUGUAGAAGAAACAAAGAAUACAACAACAACAGAAUCGGCUGAAGAUGUUCCAGCACUUAAUGGACAUCAUAUGAAUGGAAAUGCUGAAAAUGGCGUUAGUCAUGAGAAUGAGCAACAGGCAAUUAUUGAGCCUUCAGCAAAUUAAGCAUCCCUCAAGAAUUUCGAAUAUAUUUAAUAUAUGCACGCACAUUACACAACACAUACAUACACACGCGCGGUUUUUUUUGAAUGAGAAAAAGAAUAAUAAUAAUAAUAGGAACUGGAUCCUUGAAAUGAAUUGCCCCAAAAAGUUUAUUUUUAUUAUUUAUAUUUGUCAUCAUCAUCGAGAGAGAAAAUAAGGAAAGAAAGUAACGAUUGCGCAUGCAAAAAAAAAGAAUAAAAUCACAGCAAAUCUCUUUUGAUUUAAAACUUAUUGAAAUUAAGAUGUAGAUUUGAUAAGAGUUGGGAAUGUUACAACAUGAAAUUCUCAAUUUAAAUCGACAUUCCGUAGAUGGAAUGAAAAAAAAAAUUGUUUCCUUAAAACUUGUCUGUCAAGCAAUUCAUUUCCUGAAUAUUCCAAUAACGAGAGACAAAUCAAAAAGGAUUCAGUUCAACGAAAAACGAAUCAAAAAAAAAUUCAAUAAUAAUUUUAGUACUUUGAAAAUCUCGUUUUUUUGAUUAUAAAUAUCUUUUAUUUUGUUAGAUUGACAUGAGCGAUACAAAGUUUUAACAAUGUUGCGUGACAAUCACACAUGUUGCGCCACAUAAAAUGAUCGAAUACUAUUUUAUAAUAUGCAAUUUGAAGAUUACAAGGACUAGUGACAUUUUUUUAUUAAAUUGUGAUUGAAUUAGUGACAAAAAGAAAAAAGCUUUGUGUCGCUCAUGUGCUUAAAACUUACUACUUUAAAUAAUUUUGUUUUUAAAAUGUCUGUAAAGAAGCAAAACAUUAUGUUUAAAAAUUUAAUUCAGUUUUUUUAUAAUUAUACGAAACACAACAAAAACAAAGUUCUUUUAAUUCUUUUUUUUACUCAACACAAAAAUUAUCGAUCUUAUUCUCUAUAUUCUGAUUCAUCAAUGUUUUCUUGUGUCGCAUGAAAUCUUCCCUUCCCCC
This is a messenger RNA of Chironomus riparius, 6537 nucleotides long. The record is from the annotation of a GenBank genome assembly. NCBI's taxonomy places the organism in Eukaryota, Metazoa, Arthropoda, Insecta, Diptera, Chironomidae.